Molecule: messenger RNA, 3899 nt
Organism: Striga asiatica
Lineage: Eukaryota; Viridiplantae; Streptophyta; Magnoliopsida; Lamiales; Orobanchaceae
Source: the annotation of a GenBank genome assembly
ACACACCUUGGCAGACAUUAACAGAAAUAAAUGUAAAACAUGAAAUAAAACCUCUUCUUGGAAAGAACUUUUCAUGGUCAACCCACGCGGCUUUUUCUUCCCCAUAUGUGAUUUUUUCAUUAACUUGACACCCUCUGGUGGAUCUGACUUAUAUAAAACCCACCUUGUUAAGUAAAUUUGCCUUCUUCCCAGUUCAAGAUUUUAUUUUAAUUGUCCUGUUCCCUGUUCAACGUUGUUGGCUUUUGUUGCCUUUUGGGCGUCUCUUUCUCAAGUGCGAUUUAUAUGUACAUUUCGAGCUUUGGAGGUGGAACUUUUGAGUUGGUCAUCAAGACUUCUAAUCAAAAGUGAAGAAUUUGGGGCUUUUCUUGGAGCUGUACAGAACAAAAAUAUUGAGUUUGGUUGGUCUGAAUUGUUGUAAAGGUUUGACCUUUGGCCUUUGGGCAUUAUUUCAGGAGUUGGGCAAUUGAAAAUAAAGGGGCAUAGGUGUUUUCUCUUUGUUUCACUGUGGUCUAAUGAUAUGAGCUGUAUCUUGUCCAAUUUGCAAGAUGAGGGUUCAAGAAUGGAGUGUAUCUUUUUGUUGCUUUCUGGGUUUUGUGCUGCUUUUCACUGUGCUAGCAACCCGCGUGGAAAGCGAAUGGGAGGGGCGCGAAUCUUUACUGGCUUAUCUAUUAGAUUCAGGGGUGAUCAAUCAAGAGAUGUUGAUGAAAAGAGUCACAUUCACUCGCCAUUUGCGUCUAAACGUGUCUUACGGUUUUCCCCAACUGAUAAAGAAAAGCUUUUAUGACGAGAAACUCUUAUUGCAGGCUGAGUUGUUACGGGAUAAAUGCAUGCUUCAUUUGUUACAAAUUCAAAAAACUCUAAAAAAUCUCGAGGAGGAGGAGAACUUGAGCGCUAGUAACAACUUUCCAAAAUUUUGGCAUUUCGGAGCACAAGUACACAACCCAACCAAUGUCUUGGUCCCACAGGUUAAUCAAAUCCUCAUAGACUGUGUAAGGGAAAAAAAUCAAGAGAAAAGUUCGGAUACUUGGUACACCCCGUAUUUCAGCUUCCUAUUUAGCACAAGCUCGUCCUCAAUGAGACGUGUAUUACCCGAGACACCUGCACAAGCACCUGCUCCAUCCCCAACAGUUUAUUCUCCUUCACCGGAAUCUUCUAUUAUUCAUGUAUCUCCUCCAGAAAUUCCUUCUCGCCCACCUUUGCCUCCAUUUUUCCCUCCAAAUUCAAUUGACUCAGGAUUGCCGCCUAUUUCGAAUGGGACACACACUUCUAGAAGUGCUUCUGAUGUGAACUCGAGCAGUCAGGGGUCGAACAAGAGAACGGUGGUUAUUGCUGUUGUUGUGACUGCUUGUGUGACCUUUCUUAUAGCUGGGUUGCUGUUUCUUUUUUGUUGUGGAUGCUGUGGGGCCAUCAAGAGACGGCGUAGAAAUGACGAGAGGCCUCUUCUCAGCUUAACCUCCUCUUCACACAAGCAAUACAGUCCAGAAGCUUCCUUGCAUGAAGCAAAGCUUGGUAACAACCACCAGUCAUUCAACAACAUGAUGAACCACUCCAAAACCAGCGGGAAAUUCUUCACGGAGCCGCAUUCCUUGAGCCAUUCGAAAAUCGAGGUCGCGGUCAGGCCCACUACUGGACCAGCUGCCGCCAACUCAGCAGAAAAUACUUUACCGGCAUCUCCCAAAAUACCGGGCCCACCUGGACUGCCUCCACUGAAGCCACCCCCCGGAAGGACAGAGCCAUCUAAACCACCUGCCCCCACACCCCCACCCCCACCUUCCGGCGGCCCACCACCUCUGCCGCCACAUGGGCCACCACCGCCGCCACCGCCAGGUGGGCCCCGGCCACCACCACCACCGCCAGGUGGGCCCCGGCCGCCGCCGCCUCCUGCCGGCUUGAGACCCCCACGGCCUUCCAACUCCGGUCAACGUGCAUCUGCCUCGAGUGAUGAUGAUGAGGCCGGCACUAGCAAUAAAGCAAAACUGAAGCCUUUUUUCUGGGAUAAAGUACUGGCGAAUCCCGAUCAUUCUAUGGUUUGGCAUCAGAUCAAAUCGGGAUCCUUUCAGUUUAAUGAAGAAAUGAUUGAGAGUUUGUUUGGUUAUGCACCUGCUUCAGCUGUCAAGAACAAGAAUGAUGCAAAGAAAGAGACUUCGUCUCAGGAUGUUUCGCCCCAAUAUGUUCAAAUAAUUGAUGCGAAAAAGUCUCAGAAUCUAGCUAUUCUUCUCAAGGCACUUAACGUGACAACGGAAGAAGUUUGUGAUGCUUUAGAAGAAGGUAAUGAGCUUCCUCCAGAGCUCAUUCAUAAUCUGUUAAGAAUGGCUCCGACAGCCGAAGAAGAACUGAAGUUGAGAGUCUACACCGGCGAGCUUUCUCAACUGGGACCCGCAGAACGCUUUCUAAAGGUCUUGGUCAACAUCCCUUUUGCAUUCAAGAGGCUCGAAUCACUGCUUUACAUGUGCACUCUUCAGGAAGAGAUGACAACAUUAACUGAGUCCUUCUCUGUCUUGGAGGCUGCCUGUACAGAACUACGAAAAAGCCGAUUAUUCCUCAAACUUUUAGAGGCCGUCCUCAAAACCGGCAACCGAAUGAACGAUGGGACCUUCCGUGGAGGUGCACAAGCCUUCAAACUCGACACCCUUCUAAAAUUAUCCGAUGUCAAAGGCACGGACGGCAAAACCACCUUGUUGCACUUUGUCGUUCAGGAAAUAAUCCGUUCAGAGGGAAUACGGGCCGCCCGCGAAGCUAGAAAAAGCCCGAGCUUCGAGUCCGAAAAAAAUCCACUCGAAGAUAUUUCUGAUCAAGACUCGGACGAGCACUUGAGGAGCCUCGGCCUGAAAGUUGUGUCGGGCCUCAGUAACGAGCUCGAAAAUGUCAGGAGAGCUGCAGCCAUAGAUGCCGACAGCUUAACUGGGGCAGUCUCGAAGCUGGGCCACGGGCUCGUGAAAGCCCGCAAUUUCUUGAACUCGGAAAUGAAGAAUGUUCCGGAAGGAAACGGGUUCCUUCGGGUGCUGAGGAGCUUCGUGCAGAAUGCAGAGGUGGACGUGAGGUGGGCCCAGGAGGAGGAGAAGCGGAUAAUGGCGCUGGUGAAGAAUGCGGGGGAUUAUUUCCAUGGGAAUUCGGGGAAGGACGAGGGUCUGAGGUUGUUUGUUAUUGUACGCGAUUUUCUCGUGAUUUUGGAUAAGGUUUGCCGGGAAGUGAAAAAUGCACCGGCAAGAGUUAGGAUGGCCAGAAAGGAGGAUAUGGCGGCAGCACAGCCAGAUGGCCGGCAUAAGGCGGUUUCUCAGGAUGCCCGGGAGCGGCUGUUUCCAGCAAUCACCGAUAGGCGGGUGGAUAGUUCGAGCUCGGAUGAUGAGUCAUAGCUGGGUGCUUCUUUUUUCUUUUUUCUUUUCCUAUCUGUCUCCAUUUAGAUAGAAUGGGGGUGGAAUAUACUUGGUUGCAGCUGUGUUUUCAUGUCCACAAAUAUUGCCCUUGAGGUUUUUGGUCUAGUUCUAAAAGAAAGGUUCAAGUAUUCUUUAGUAAUAGAUAUGUCCCUUAAUAUAUGUUAAAAUUGUCCCUUCUGAGUGGGGAUUAUAUGUGAUCGGGAUGCUUACAUUCAUAAUUCAAAAGGAUAAUUGAGAUUUUAUGUGAUUAGAUUAGACUUCAAGGGUAGGUUUUGCAAAUAAAUAUAAUCUUAUGUUGAAUGGAUUCUGUCUCGUCUUGGAGGUUUUAGAGGAAGGCCAAGAGAGUGAGAUGUACAAUUACUGCACCUAAAGUUUGUACUUCAUUUUCAAAUAGUUUUACGGUUAAAUUUGGUUAUAUUUUCUGGAUUUUGUUGAACGUCUUAUUCUUCUUGACCUUGCACCUGAUUAUAAAUUCUUCCUACUGUCUGUAAAACCUUUGCUAGUUGAUAAUGUUCUUUAUUAUUC